ACCCCUAGAUACAGAACCCGGCCCUUGUUGCUGCCAACUUAGAUGGGCAGAAGGGUUACAUUUUUGGGGGCUCGUCCAGGAUCCCCUGGGUCAGUACCCCUCGCAAGCACCUGUUGAGUGUUCCCCUGCAUUGGGAAACAACUGUGGUUAUAUUUUGAGGAAAUUGCUGUUUAUAUCAUGGCUAAUAUGUCGGGUUUGUUGGGCCCCGGCCCUGCAGCCUCUAGCUCAGGGGCCACAGCCUCAGCCAAUGAUUGGGCAAAAGCACUGGGGCAAAUAUUGGAAAAGGUUGUGUUGUCCCAUGCUAGGUCAAACUCUUGUCGUGAGUUAAGGUUAUUUGCUGGGGCAGAGGAGUUCGAACCCUGGUUGGAGCAUACCACUGAAAUGCUGCAGGAGUGGGCUGUACCUGAUGCAGAAAAGCGAAGAUGUCUGAUAGAGAGCCUUAGUGGCCCAGCAUUAGAUGUGAUUCGCACCCUGAAGCUCAUUGACCCUGGGGUCAGUGUGAAGGACUGCCUAGAGGCCCUUGAUCAUACCUUUGGGAGUGUAGAGGGCCCUGAAGACAGUUACUGUAAGUUCAUUAAUUCCCGACAGCAAAUUGGCGAGAAGAUUUCAGCCUAUAUACAGAGGCUGGAAAGACUGCUUCAGAGAGCUGUCAUGAGGGGUGCAGUGACUGCUGAACAGAUGGAUCGGACCAGACUGGCUCAAAUUGUAAGAGGAGCUCAAUAUCAGAACUCGAUUCUACUCCAUCUCCGGCUAAGAGAACGACGGGAACAUCCCCCAAGUUAUUCCCAGCUGAUAAAGGAGGUCAGAGAAGAGGAAGAAAGGCAAGCUGCCAGCGAGUUUUGGGAAGCCCAAACAUUGGAGCCAGCCGGCACAACACCACUGCAAACGGCCAGUGUACUGAUGGUGAGCACCACAGAGGAACUUGCCCAGCAAGUGCAGGUCCUGACAGAACGGAUAGCUGAACUGCAAAGCACCAUUGACCAAGCUAAGACUUCCGGGAAUAAGGAGCCUCUGACCGUGGCGAUGGAGAAGUCAGCAUUUAGAGCCACCAUCCCAUCUGGGCGAAGAGGGAAAGGACAAUUCUUCUGCUACCGAUGUGGUCAGGAUGGACACAGUGCUGCCAAGUGCCAUAAUGAAGAAAACCCCUCCUUAGUGUAUGGAAAGCUGAGGAUCAGUUGGGAGAGAUCCGAUAGCUGCCAGAGAGUCCGGGGACGGGGACCACCCAGGCCUGCAGGAUUUGAAGAUUCCCCCAGAAAAGACUGUCGAGCUGGGAUCCCCGCAGGACUGAUAGGGCCUCGAGCAGAGGUCAUGGUGAAGAUUGAAGGGGUGGAGUGUAAAGCCGUGCUUGACACUGGAUCUCAAGUGACUAUUAUAUUUCAGUCAUUCUACCAACAAAUGCUUAGGCACCUGCCUAUACAGCCACUGACUGGCGUUGGUCUGUGUGGCCUCAGCAUGGAUGAAUACCCCUACCAAGGGUACGUCAUAGUGCACCUGGAAUUCCCAGAGGAGGUUGCUGGGGUAAGAGAAGAGGUGGACACAGCUGCAUUAAUAUGCCCUGACCCUAAAGGGACCUCUGAUGUGUCUGUGCUGAUAGGGACCAACUCCAGUCUCUUCAAGGUGCUCGCGGAUUACUGCAGACGACGGGCUGGGGACCAGUACCUGAAUACCCUGAUGAUCCAUACGCUUUGUGCUGAAGCCUAUAGGAAGAUUGAGGGUGCUAAAAAGGAGUCAUCUGAGCUACCGAUUGGGGCGCUGAAGUACAUGGGCACAACCCCGUUAGUAGUGCCUGCAAGGACGGAGCAAGAAGUGCUUGUCAUGAGUACUCGGCUGAAAGGCAGUAAAGGGGCAUUAGCAAUGGUAGAGCAGCCAGUUGAAGGAGAGCUCCCGGAAGGAGUGCUGGUCCCCAGUGGAGUCAUAACCCUACCUGCUGAAGCCCAGGAAAAGGUGACUAUACUGAUUGCUAAUGAAACAAGUCGAGAUGUUGUUGUGAAGCAAGGACAAAAGAUAGCGGAUCUCUUUGAGCCUGAAUCAAUUGUAAAACCCCAGUGUGAGACUCAAGUUCCGCCAAUAGACCCUGCAAAGUUUGACUUUGGAGAUUCACCGUUGUCCGAGGAGUGGAAAGAUCGCCUGAGGAGGAAACUUUGUGAAAGAUCCAAGGUGUUCUCAUUGCAUGAGUGGGAUGUGGGAUGUGCAAAAGGAGUAGAGCACAACAUCAGACUACAUGACUCUCGACCUUUCAGGGAGAGAUCUAGGAGGAUUGCCCUCUCCGAGAUGGAAGAUGUGCGACAACAUCUUCAGGAGCUGGCUGCGAAUGGCAUCAUUACAGAGUCCCGCAGCCCAUAUGCCUCACCCAUUGUGGUGGUCCGUAAAAAGAAUGGGAAAAUCCGGAUGUGUAUUGACUACCGCACCCUAAACCGCCGUACUGUGGUUGACCAGUACACAAUGCCCCGAGUCCAAGAUGCCUUAGACUGUUUGCUGGGAAGCCAGUGGUUCUCUGUGUUGGAUCUUCGGAGUGGAUACUACCAGAUCCCUCUGGGUGAAGCAGAUAAGGAGAAGACAGCCUUCAUCUGCCCAUUAGGGUUUUAUCAGUUUGAACGCAUGCCCCAAGGGAUCUCUGGAGCACCUGCCACAUUUCAACGUCUUAUGGAGAAAGUUGUGGGAGACAUGAAUUUACUGCAAGUGUUAGUUUAUUUGGAUGACCUGAUAGUGUUUGGAAGAACCUUGGAGGAGCAUGAAGAAAGACUUCUUAAAGUGCUUGAUAGGUUAGAGGAUUAUGGUUUGAAGCUUUCAAUUGACAAAUGCCAGUUCUGCAGGACCUCAGUGAAGUAUGUGGGUCACAUUGUGUCCCAAGAGGGUGUGAGUACUGAUCCCGAUAAAAUAGAAGCCCUCACUACAUGGCCAUGUCCAAGUAACUACAGAGAACUCAAGACCUUUCUUGGGUUUAGUGGCUCCUAUCGAAGAUUUGUGAAAAACUAUGCUACGAUUGUAAAACCUCUGAAUGAUCUUACCAGGGGAUACCAGUCCAGCAGGAACAAAUCUAAGACCAAGAAUAAGGGAAGGUCCCCAAAGCCUCCUGUGCAGAGACACUAUGGCCCCUUCGAACCCUUUGGGCCAUGGUGGGAUGAGAAAUGUGAAAGGGCUUUUCGAGAAAUCAUUACUUGCCUAACUCAUGCUCCAGUCCUAGUCUUUGCUGACCCAAGCAAGCCAUUUAUCCUGCAUACUGAUGCCAGUUUGGAGGGUCUGGGAGCAGUACUGUACCAGGAAGUGGAAGGAAGACGUAAACCUGUAGCCUUUGCCAGCCGAGGACUGUCUGAUAGUGAAACUCGCUAUCCCACCCACAAGCUGGAGUUCUUGGCCUUGAAAUGGGCCAUCACUGAGAAAUUUCGAGACUACUUAUAUGGUGCUCAGUUCCAGGUGUGGACAGACAACAACCCACUGACCUAUGUGUUAACAAGUGCUAAGCUGGAUGCUACAGGGCAAAGAUGGGUGGCCGCUUUGGCUAGCUAUGACUUCAGCAUUCAAUACCGAUCAGGGAGAAGCAAUGUAGAUGCAGAUGCAUUGUCCAGGCGUCCACAGGCACCAGGAGUUGCUGUGAUACCCACAGAUGGAGUGAGGGCUAUUUGCAGUGUGAGUCGCCGGGAGCCAGAGUCCCAUGAGAGUCUUCAUGGAUGUGCUGCAGAAGCUUUGGGCCUGCCCCCUGAAUGCGUGCCUUCUGCUUCAGUGAACUAUAUUGCGUUGGACCAAUCUCCUUUGCCCAUGCUCAAUGCGGCUGACUGGCAGGAAGCCCAGCUGCAAGAUAUUGGCAUUCGUGAUACACUACUUGCCAAAAGAGAGGGGCGAAGCCCAGCUGUGGUUGUCCCACCUAACCCGGAGGGUAAACUACUAUUGAGAGAAUGGACCAAACUAAAACUGAUUCAGGGAGUGCUACAUCGAGUGACCACAGACCCUUUACAAAAGCAACGAGCACAGCUAGUGCUGCCAAAAGAGUACAGAGCCCUGGCCAUGAGGGCACUGCAUGAUGACUUUGGACAUUUAGGGAUGGAGAGGACCCUGGAACUUCUUCGUAGUAGAUUCUAUUGGCCCCGGAUGGCUGAAGAUGUUCGUAGGAAAUGUGAGACUUGCGCUCGAUGUGUUCAAAGGAAAACUCUGCCCACGAGGGCUGCAUAUCUCAAGAACAUCACCAGCACCAAACCUUUGGAACUGGUAUGCAUCGAUUUCUUGUCUUUAGAAGUAGACAAGAGGAAUAUUGGGAACAUUCUAGUAGUGACUGACCAUUAUACACGAUAUGCGCAGGCAUAUCCCACGCGUGAUCAGAGGGCCACCACGGUUGCUCGAGUACUGUGGGAGAAAUAUUUCUCAGUUUAUGGAUUUCCAGCCCGGAUACACUCGGAUCAGGGGCGGGACUUUGAGAGUCAUCUUCUGAAGGAGGUGCUGAGGAUAGCAGGAAUUAAGAAGUCUAGAACAACGCCUUAUCACCCGCAAGGUGAUCCUCAGCCAGAGAGGUUCAACCGAACCCUAUUAGAUAUGUUGGGGACUUUGCGACCAGAGCAGAAAGCAACCUGGAGCCAACAUGUUGCAUAUCUGGUGCACGCCUACAAUGCCACAAAGAAUGAUGCUACAGGAGUCACCCCAUAUCUCUUAAUGUUUGGACGAGAACCAAGCUUACCCAUAGACCUGUGCUUUGGUGUAUCAGAGGAUGGAGAUAGCUAUGAAACUCAUCAGCAAUAUGUAUCCCGACUGAGAGAAAAGCUGCGGGAUGCUUAUCACUUAGCUACAUCUGCGGCUCGGAAGAACGCCGACCGCAACAAACAUCGAUAUGAUGCUAGGGUACGUCUGCAAGAACUCCAGCCGGGGGACAGAGUUCUGCUGCGAAAUUUGGGUAUUGCUGGCAAACACAAGAUAGCCGACAGAUGGAAGGCAAUACCUUACUUGGUGAUGGAAAAGCUAGGAGACCUGCCGGUCUACAAGAUCAAACCUGAAGAGGGUCCAGGGCAGACAAAGACAGUGCAUAGAAACCUUUUGCUCCCUGUGGGGGAAUUGGUAGGCACCCCGUAUGAGAUGGGCCACAACAGGGCAACUGGGCAGAACGAAGGUGCUGGACCAAAGCCGCCGUCCAACGUGGACAGCCAGCCCCCUGCAGCUAAUCUACCCCCAUGCAGCACAUCUGAGAGUGAGUCUGAGGAGGAAGACACAACCAUGGUGUAUCCUGGGAUGGAGACAAGAUUUCAGUCUCGAUCAGCUGAAUCAAAAGAGAGCUCCUCUUCUUCCAUCCUAAACCCCAUGGCAGAAGUAUUUAGGCCCAUUCCUGACACCCCUGAGCCACUGGUGGGACCCCCAUGUGAUGACACACCCAGGUUAUUGGACAGUGGAGAGAUACAGGUGGAGGAUGUCCUGGGCACCUUGGACCCUCCACUGUUAGAACUAGAAAUGCAGGGGCCUAUGCCAGUAGCCGAGGGACCCUCAAAGGAAACCUCUCCAUCCAUCGUUCAAGAGGCUGUCCCGCCCACCACGGCAACAGAGAUUCUCAAUAGACGAGACAGGGUAAUAAGACCAGUAAAACGGUUGACUUAUGAUGCACCUGGGGUAACUAGUGAGGAACCAAUAUGUUUAGCACACAGGCUUGUGGAAGCUAAAGUGGGCUAUCUGAGGCCCUUUGGAGGGAACCAGUGAGUUGUUAUAAUAGGGAGUGUGAUUUGUCGGGACGACAAAUUUUCGGCUGGGGGGAGGAUGUAAGCAGAGUCAGGAUGAGCUCUACCCUGACAUCUGGUGGUGAAUUAUGGCGAGUGUGGAAAAGAACUCCAGGGGCUGAUCUUGUUUGCAUAGGCA
This is a messenger RNA of Trachemys scripta elegans, 5826 nucleotides long. RefSeq lists its product as uncharacterized. Gene Ontology annotation, molecular function: nucleic acid binding; zinc ion binding; aspartic-type endopeptidase activity. Bases 178 to 5670 code for a protein of 1830 amino acids. The record is from RefSeq and is a predicted model, not a curated record. Lineage: Eukaryota; Metazoa; Chordata; Testudines; Emydidae. Gene Ontology annotation, biological process: DNA integration; proteolysis. The transcript has a single exon.